AAAAUCGACAGCAUACCUGACGUCAGAGCACGGAUCAUCAUCUUUGUCGUAAGAGCGUAGUUCGACGAAAAGUUCAUCGUGACAUUGUUUGUUGGGUAAUCCAUUCCAUCCUUUAAGGCAUCCUCGAGCUCAGCAACCAUGUCGUCUCUCUUGAGAAAGGGUUCUCUUCCCGCAUCACAAUGGGCUCGGAGCUUGAGCUUCGCCAAUGGCAAGGUCCCAGCCAAGACCCAGAUGUUCCUGGAUGGCAAGUUUGUGGAUUCCAAUGCCUCCAAAUGGAUUGACGUGCCCAAUCCAGCCACCAAUGAAGUAGUAACCCGGGUGCCGCAGAACACGCAAGAGGAGAUGGAACGUGCCGUGGAAUCGGCCAAGGGCGCAUUUCGUUCGUGGUCCAAGACAUCGCCUUUGAAACGCCAAGAGGUCAUGUUCAAGUACCAGGCCUUGAUCAAGGACAAUCUGAAAGAGAUUGCCAAGCUGAUCACGUUGGAGCAGGGCAAGACCUUGCCCGAUGCUGAGGGUGACGUGACUCGAGGAUUGCAAGUUGUGGAGCAAUGCUGCUCGCUGACCAGUUCUCUCAUGGGCGAAAAUCUGCCCGGUAUCACCAAGGACAUGGAUUUGAUCUCAUUUCGAACUCCCUUGGGUGUCUGCGCUGGCAUCGCACCUUUCAACUUCCCCGCCAUGAUCCCGUUGUGGAUGUUCCCCAUGGCCACGAUCUGUGGCAAUACCUACGUCAUGAAGCCUUCUGAACGGGAUCCCAGUGCCUGCAUGGCCUUGGUCGAGCUUUUGAAAGAGGCUGGCAUGCCCGAUGGCGUGGUCAACGUUAUCCAUGGCCAACACGACACUGUGAACUUCAUCUGUGAUCACCCAGAUAUUAGAGCUAUCUCCUUCGUGGGUGGCGACCGAGCUGGAACCCACAUUUUCAACCGUGGUUCGACCAAUGGUAAACGCGUUCAAUGCAACAUGGGAGCCAAGAACCACGGUGUGAUCAUGCAAGAUGCCAACAAAGAGUACACCAUCAAUCAAUUGAUUGGAGCCGCUUUUGGUGCCGCUGGUCAACGUUGCAUGGCUCUCACCACGGCUGUCAUGGUGGGCGAUGCUCAAAGUUGGUUGCCCGAGAUUGCUGAGAGAGCCUCCAAGUUGAAGGUGAGCGCUGGUCAUGAAGCCACCGCCGAUCUUGGACCCGUGAUUUCGCCCGAGUCCAAGAAGAGAAUCGAGACGCUCAUCCAGAGUGCCAUUGACGAAGGAGCUGAUGUGAUCCUGGAUGGACGGGACUGCAAGGUGGACAAGUAUCCUAAUGGCAAUUUCGUUGGCCCCACCAUCAUCAGCAAGAUGAAUGCCAAUAUGACCGCUUACAAGGAAGAAAUCUUUGGCCCCGUACUCUGCGUGAUUUGCGUGGACACCUUGGAAGAAGCCAUUGAGUUGAUCAAUAGCAAUAAAUAUGGAAAUGGUACCGCUAUUUUUACAAACAAUGGUGCCACUGCGCGUAAAUUUACUCAAGACAUCGAUGUUGGACAAGUGGGUGUGAACGUGCCAAUCCCUGUGCCACUACCCAUGAUGUCGUUCACGGGUUCUCGGGGAUCCUUCUUGGGUGAUAGCCAUUUCUACGGCAAACAGGGCAUCAACUUCUAUACUGAAACAAAGACGGUCACAUCCCUUUGGCGAGAAGACGAUGCGGCUGGGACUCAAAUUUCGACGGCCAUGCCUGUUCAAAAAUAGACUGUCUGAACGCAAAUUUAAUUCAAUAUAUUUUUGACCGAUUUGUC
Molecule: messenger RNA, 1760 nt
Organism: Tigriopus californicus
Lineage: Eukaryota; Metazoa; Arthropoda; Copepoda; Harpacticoida; Harpacticidae
Product: methylmalonate-semialdehyde dehydrogenase [acylating], mitochondrial-like
Exons: 5
Coding region: 139-1713 (524 amino acids)
Biological process (GO): thymine catabolic process; L-valine catabolic process
Cellular component (GO): mitochondrion
Molecular function (GO): methylmalonate-semialdehyde dehydrogenase (acylating, NAD+) activity; malonate-semialdehyde dehydrogenase (acetylating, [NAD(P)+]) activity
Source: RefSeq, a predicted model, not a curated record